AAUAUGAUUUGAAUAAUCUAGAAAAUGAAAAAAAAUCAAGAAAAUUACCAGCAAAUGGAAAACUUAAUAAGUUUAUGAAAUAUUUCAGCGAGCAAAGGCCCGAAAGAAGAAUCGAGUGUAAUAAGGAUGUUGAAAAAUGACGUUCAGGGUCUAUGCAAACCUUUGGGUUUAAAUAAACCACAGGACUGUUCUGAAUUGAAGAAGGUACAUAAGAAGAGCGGUGUCUACACUAUAUACCCAGACAAAUCUACAGCUAUGACUGUUUACUGUAACAUGGAUGAAUACGAUGGAGGUUGGACGGUAUUACAGAGACGACAGGAUAUAACAAAUUUUUACAGAACAUGGGCAGAGUACAGAAAAGGAUUUGGGAAUGUCAAAAAGAGUUUUUGGCUAGGGAAUGAUAAUAUACAUAUAUUGACUUCAAGUGGAAAGUAUGAGUUAAGGAUAGAUUUAGGUGACUGGAUUGGGAACAAAUGGUAUGCCAUCUACAAGACAUUCGCAGUUGGAAAUGAAGCAACCAAGUAUAUUUUGACGGUUGGAGGAUACAGUGGGAAUGCAAAAGAUGGAUUGAAGUAUCAUAAUGGAUCGAAGUUUUCAACAAAGGAUCAAGACAAUGAAAAAGACUCAAGAGACUGUGCAAAAACAGCUAAAGGAGGAUGGUGGUACAAGGGCUGUCAUCAUGUUAAUCUCAACGGUGUCUACAAGAAAGGAAAAACAAGUCACUGGGAUGUUGUCAGUUGGAAUUUGAUAAAAACACAAAGCUAUUCUAUGAAGUUUGCACGCAUGAUGAUCAGACGGGUUUAGGAUUAUCUUUGAAUUGCGAAAUAUAUCGAAACUUAUAAAGCAUACUAACAAUUUUGAUAAUUCUAUCUCAGUCAUAUUCAAUUUAAAUAAGCAGAAAGUUUUGUAUCAUAAAUUAUUUCUAAGUCAGAAACUGACUAGGCUAUCUAUGUUAAAAUUUACUACUCGAAAUUAAAAUGUAUCAAAACAACA
Mytilus californianus (California mussel) is the source of this 993-nucleotide messenger RNA. Its product is annotated as ryncolin-1-like. Lineage: Eukaryota; Metazoa; Mollusca; Bivalvia; Mytilida; Mytilidae. The transcript is spliced from 5 exons. The record is from RefSeq and is a predicted model, not a curated record. The coding region runs from base 127 to 804 and encodes 225 amino acids.